AUGGCAAAGGUCCCUGCUGCAGCUGGAGGCAGCAUCCUCCUGCCGAAAAUAGUGCAAGCCGAGUUCUGUGCCAACUUCAGGAGCAGCCACCACCACGCGCAGAACCCGAGGCAGAACAACCGGCGCGCCGAGUGUGUGCCUCUGAGAUUAGGCGCCGGGAAGGGGGACCUGCGUCCCGCGGCCGCCACGGUUCCUACAGACUUGGGGGUACCAUCCCAGGACCCCUGCUCCCUGCCGCCCUGGGCCAGCCGCGUGCCCCGCGGCUCGGGAGGCUCCCCGCAUCCCCGCGGGCGGGGCCUGCCUUCCGGAGCGGGUCGGUGGGGGCGGGGGGCUCCGGGAAAGGGGCCGUUACUUUCCCAGAGCGGCGGGCGACGUCAGGCGGGAGGGCGCGGGGCGCACGCUUUAAAUGGCAUUCGCUGUCAUCCGAGCCCGGCCCGUGUGGGUAGGAGCAGCUAUAUAAGCGGCGGCGGACGCCGCGGGGCAGACGCGCGGAAGCGGCCAGCGCCUCGGAUCGCAGCGGAGCGGCGCCCCCCGCGCCGUGUAUCCCCGACGGGCCCUCGCCCGCCCUCCCGAGGAGCGCCGAGCCGGGCCCGCGAGGGCCGCCGCCACCCCACAGCAGAUUUGGAUCCCCCGCCCGGCGAGCCCCAGGCUGCUGCCUCCCGGGGGGCCCCGGCGCAGCGGCCGCCCCCCGACAGCCCCGCCGCCCCGCCGCCCGGCCCCGAAGACGCCGGCAGCGCCAUGGCGGCCGCCAAGCCCAGCGAGCUGAUGGGCAUCUGCUCCAGCUACCAGGCGGUGAUGCCUCACUUCGUGUGCCUGGCCGACGCGUUCCCGCAGCCCGUGCGGCCCGCCAAGCUGACCAAGGGCAAGGGCCGGCUGCGGCGGCCGCGCCAGUCCCGCUUCAAGACGCAGCCGGUGACCUUCGACGAGAUCCAGGAGGUGGAGGAGGAGGGGGUGUCGCCCAUGGAGGAGGAGAAGGCCAAGAAGUCCUUCCUGCAGAGCCUGGAGUGCCUGCGCCGCAGCACGCAGAGCCUGUCGCUGCAGCGGGAGCAGCUCAGCAGCUGCAAACUGAGGAACAGCCUGGACUCCAGCGACUCCGACUCGGCCCUGUGAGGGCGCCGCCGGCAGCGGGCACGCACGCCUCCGGGGCCCGCCGGGGACUAGCGUGCGAACCCCGGUAGGGCCCGCGCCCCGGGGACCCCCGAGGACCCGGGACGACCGCCCCUCGCGCUCGCUGGGACUCCCGCCAAACAGAACUGGUCGGUGCGCCUUGUGCUGCGCUGGUCCUGGGUCCGAGCGCGCCGGGGGCGCCAGGAAGGGAGCCGCUUCUCUGCCCUUGUACAUGUUUAUUUUUAAACUCUGCCCACUACGAACUCCGCUGUGAGUGUGCGCGGGGAGCGCACCCGCGCGGGGUCGCCAGGGCUCCCUGGAGAGCCGCUCCACGCCCUUGCCCUAUGGGUUGCAACUCCGAUCUUGCACACCGCUCCACCGCCGCGCCCCUCAGCGCCCCCAGUGCACACUCACGCCAACAUACGCUCGCUGAACACUUUUAUAAUCGUUAGGCGCGGCCGAUGGGACUUGGUGCAGCGCAGCCGCUGCUGUGGCCGGAGGAUGGGUAUUUAUUUUUGCAUUGCGAUGGCUGGAGGCGUUUAUUUAACGGUCUUUUUACCUGGAUAUGUCUAUGAGGCUCCCGAACGGAGACAAAUAAAGUCAAUAUAUUUGCACAGUG
Messenger RNA from Myotis daubentonii (Daubenton's bat), 1726 nucleotides. It is a transcript of the gene C9H11orf96, whose product is annotated as chromosome 9 C11orf96 homolog. NCBI's taxonomy places the organism in Eukaryota, Metazoa, Chordata, Mammalia, Chiroptera, Vespertilionidae. The record is from RefSeq and is a predicted model, not a curated record.